GUGAAGUGUGUCCCGCUGGCAGCUGCAGGCAUGAGAGGUCCGCGCCCGAGGAUGCAUGGACAUUCGUUUCCAACGCCAGAGAGAGACUAGCCUGAGCUUGCGGCCCGUGUAAUCACAAAAUUUAUCUGAGAGAAGUUCACCCCGACCAGAAUUUGAAUUUGUGAGGGUAAUCUUGUUUUUGUGACAUCUUCCAGCGGAUAAUUUCGCUCGAACUAAUCAUCAUCAUCAUCAGCGGAUAAUUUCGUUCUAUAGGAGCUCGUCGUUCAGGGGGGCGAUUCGUUGCAGGCUUGAUUGCACCGAAAAUUUCGGGCGCGCAGCUGAUAGCCAAAGAUGGUCGUCUUCACACCGACCAGGGGGGAAAAGAUCCAGUUGUACUGGAACGAAAGAACGAAGUACGGCGUGACUUACUCGGUUCUUGAUGUGAUACGCUGCGUUCAUGGCGACGGACGGGGCGAGGACACGCGUGUUCUCCUAGAGAAGUGCGGCAAGAAUGACUACGUCGCCAAUCUGAUCAUCGAUGGUGGCCGCAUGGUCCUUGUGCGACCCGAAAAAGGCGGCGCCGUUUACUCCCGAGACCCCGUCCACGACAUCCGCCGAGAAGUCGGAAGCGAUCGCAGGGCGGAGGAGAAUGAACGGGCACUCCGGCGCGUAGAGGUCAGGCGCCUCAAAGACAAGAUGCGCGGAGGCCGCAACGCGAGCGACGUCGAACAGGAGCUGCCGCAGUUUGAGGGUUUCAUCACCGGCAAGUCCAAGCUGAUUGUCGACGUGCAUGUUUUCAACGAGAACAGCUUACACUUUCCGAAUGCGGCUGCAGCGAGUACCCCAGUAGCAGAUUUGAAGCAGCUCGAAGCCGUGUUGUCGCUCAUCCCACAGCAUGAAUUCGACGGCCGCGAUAUGCCCGAAAUGCACAUCAAGCACAAGCUGGCGAUCUCGAAGCUCUUCGGAAAGGGCCUGCAGAACAAGGAAGUGAAGAAUCUGUUGGACUCGCAACGCUCCUCGACCGAGGAGGCCGGUGGUUCCGCCGGCGGUAGCGGACAGCGGCGGUUUUCUCCGGUAGACGGUGUUGCUUGCGCCGGCAUUCCAGCAGAUUUGCUGGCACGAUUGACCAAACCGGCGAAACUCCGGGAGCUUGUCAACUUUGAGGAAUACCAGUUGUACGCCCAGUUUUCUUGCGAUUGCGGCCUGCGGGAUCGCGAAUCGCAAAGAGACGACCCGCAACCCUUUGAACGAAUGCGGAAAAAAAACUGGAGUUCCAUCAAGGCUUGGGGUAUUUACCUCGACCAGCCCCCGGAUCAGGACCCAAGGGCGCAGAGUGCAAGAACGGGUCUCGCAACCAACUACCGCGAGGAUGACGCGGACCGAGCUCUCUUCGAGCGCUUCGCGAGUUUGCGUCUUGAUGACGGCGAGCGUAGUCGCGGUUUGCAGGUGACGCGCCGCGAUUCGACUGCCACCUUGAACAGCGAUGACACGACCUGCUUCGGCUGCGGUGUCGAUCUGGAGCGCAAAGCCAUGGUCGGUUGCACCUGCGUGUUUUGGGACUACGAGGAGAACCGCGACGCGCGAUUCAACCAGUGGCGCAAUGCCAAGAACGAGAAGCCGAAACAAGCCUGUACCGGUUGCGGAGCAUUCGUCGAAGCGCAUUUUCUCGAGAUGCUGUGGGACCACCAUCCGCACGGUCGGCACAAACCGGAAGGCUGCCCGAAGUGCAUUCGCCUGAAACAGUUUUGUUCCGCCGAUAAGAGGUCGGUUUGCGACAUCUACAAACUGAUUCUGAAGGCGAUUCACCCCGAACUAUCGUGGCGCGAAACCGACUCGGGUGUGAUGAGUGAAUUUUACGUUGAUGCUUCCAAGAAGGACAGCGUGGGUAGGACUUGCGGCGGCGGGGAAGGGUCCGGUGCGGUGUCUGCUUCCCCCCCUGAAAGACUGCGUGUGAUGCUAAAAAUCGAGCCGCAGUUGUUUUUCAUCAGUCAGGCGCAGGCUAAGCAAACGCUGCUCGAAGAAAAGAAGUACCGCAAGUGGUGAUUGACUUUUUGGAUAGGUCAGAAAUGAGUUUUUUUUUCAAAAACACGUCGUGAGCUUUGUUUUUCUUUUUGUACUACUUUACUUUUAGUUCUUCUUCUUGCAGUUUACUUCAUUCCGAUUCCAUGUUCUUAGACAGAGAAUGAGACUACACUAACUCCUCGGUUCAGUUGUACUGGAAAAAGCGUAGUCGGCACCUUCGCGGUCGUCAAUUCCAGAGGACAUCGAAAUUGCAAACAAAUUUUGACGGAUGGCGAAAAAGAUGAUACUAUCGAAAGAAUUACUUUCCAAAGACUAGGAAUGGACCUUAACCGAUCAAUCUCUGUCGCUCUCCGCCCCUUCGGCCCUUACGCAGUAGCAAUACUCUUCGUCUUCGCCGAUCGGUUUCAUGAUCAACA
Amoebophrya sp. A120 is the source of this 2417-nucleotide messenger RNA. The record is from the annotation of a GenBank genome assembly. Lineage: Eukaryota; Dinophyceae; Syndiniales; Amoebophryaceae.